Exaiptasia diaphana is the source of this 3060-nucleotide messenger RNA. RefSeq lists its product as uncharacterized. Gene Ontology annotation, molecular function: zinc ion binding; nucleic acid binding. The annotation marks the transcript as partial. The transcript is spliced from 2 exons. NCBI's taxonomy places the organism in Eukaryota, Metazoa, Cnidaria, Anthozoa, Actiniaria, Aiptasiidae. The record is from RefSeq and is a predicted model, not a curated record.
GAUGAAUCAACCGAAACUUUUACAUGUUACAUUGAGAGAUUAGAGCUUUUCUUUAUCGCCAACGACGUCAAAGAUGAAAAGAAAAAAGCUUCUUUAUUGAGCUUAAUUGGCCCAAAGACUUACACACUUCUUCGAAGCUUAACAUCCCCACAAAAACCGAAAGACAAGACUUACAACGAAAUAAUCAAACUCCUCGAAAACCAUCUAUCCCCCGUUCCACUGGAAAUCGCCGAACGCUUCAAGUUUCACCAGCGUUGCCAAGGACCCAAUGAAAACAUCAACACUUUCAUAGCUGAAUUAAGGAAAUUGACUGAACAUUGUAACUUUGGUGCUUUCUUGGCCCAGRCCCUCCGAGACCGUUUCGUUUGCGGCCUAGCACAUGAAACUAUACAGAAAAGGUUACUAUGUGAAAGAGAACUCACCCUCGAAAAAGCAAUAACAACCGCACUCGCCAUGGAAAAAGCUACCAAAGAUGCAAAUUCUUUCCAUGAUCACAUUGCUGUGGAGACUCGUGAACACGACACGUCACGUCAAAAACAAGUUUUUAAGCUGGAAAAAUCCAAGAAGUGUAUGAGCUGCGGCAAGUCAGGACACGCCCGCAAGGACUGCCGUUUUUACAAYGCCACAUGCCAUAAUUGCAAAAAACGUGGACACAUAUCAACUGUUUGCAUGUCCAAACAAUCACCACCUAACGUCACUCACUCACUCGAUGAGGAGCUGGUAGAGCAAGGAGAAGAGAAUGAAAUCCCAUGCAUGCACAUAUACAGAUGCACUGGAAACAACAAUCCUCCGAUAACAAUCAACGUUGAAAUUGAAGGGUCACCAGUCAGCAUGGAACUUGACACUGGAUCAUCAGUAUCUAUAAUACCCAACAACGUCUAUGAGAAAAUCUGCAGGCACAUAAAGUUGAAGAAAACCGUCGUCAAACUCCGAACGUAUGACAAUGGACUGAUAACUCCUAAAGGAGUGAUUGACGCAGAGGUCACGUACAACGGCGAACACCGCAUUGCACAGAUGUACGUGGUAGAUGGACCCCGAGUUGCUCUCUUCGGACGCUCCUGGCUCAACRUCUUCAAACUUGACUGGCCGUCCAUUAAACUAGUGCAAGCCAAGAAUACGCCACUUGAAAACCUACUCGAGAAGUACCGUAACGAUGUAUUCGGCGACAAAUUGGGCUGUUUAAAGGGAUUCCAAGCCCAAUUGCAUGURCGCGAUGGAGCCACACCAAUCCACCUGAAACACCGUACAGUUGCUUUUUCAGUGCGACCAAAGAUUGAGGCAGAAUUAGACGAAUUGGAGAAGCAAGGAAUCAUAUCCCCUAUCUCUAACAGCGAGUGGGCAACCCCAGUUGUUCCGGUUAUCAAGACAUCUGGAAGCGUACGUCUAUGCGGCGACUAUAAGGUCACAGUAAAUCCAGAACUUGUAGCCGAUACAUACCCGCUCCCUACGUUGGAUGACCUCCAAGAAAAGAUGAAUGGCGGAGUUUUAUUCUCAAAACUGGAUUUAGCCAAGGCGUAUUCCCAGAUCCCAGUACACGAGUCCUCCAGGCAAUACACCACCCUCACGACACACAAAGGACUCUAUGCCUACAACCGACUGCCAUUCGGCGUAUCUUCCUCAGCAGCCAUUUUUCAAAGACAGAUGGACCGCAUCUUCAAGGAUCUUCCACACGUUCUAUGCUACCAAGACGACAUCCUAAUCACCGGGAAAGACCACGAUCAGCACUUAGCGACCCUCACAGCAGUAUUAAACCGAUUGCAGGAAAAUGGACUUACAGUAAAGAGGGAGAAGUGUGAGUUCAUGAAGCCUUCGCUGCAGUACCUCGGUCACAUGAUUGAUAAAGAUGGCAUUCACCCAGUACACGAUAAGGUAGAGGCAAUCAAGACUGCCCCACCACCCAACGACGUGUCGCAACUUCGCGCUUUCCUAGGUCUCGUUAACUAUUAUCAAAAGUUCCUGCCGAACUUAUCACACGUGUUGCAUCCACUACACCAACUACUCCAAAAGGAAAUCCAGUGGUCUUGGACAGGAGAAUGUCAAGCAGCUUUCGACCAGGUUAAAUCUAUGAUAACGGUGCAGAGUGUGCUUGUACCGUACGACCCCAAGAUGCCUGUAAUUCUUGACUGUGAUGCGUCUGCAUAUGGCCUCGGCGCGGUGUUGUCUCACCGUCUGGUCGAUGGAUCAGAGCACCCUAUCGCUUUCGCCUCAAGGACACUAAGUAAGAGCGAACGCAACUAUGCUCAGAUUGAUAAAGAAGCGUUAUCGAUAAUAUUUGGAAUAACGCGUUUCCACGUUUACCUGUACGGGAGGCAUUUUACACUGCGUACAGAUCACCAGCCACUCCUCGCUAUACUUGCGCCCUAUCACCCAAGGAGCAAUGGACAAGCGGAAAGGUCCGUGGAAACUUUCAAGCUGGCGUACAAAACGGGACAAGGACCACCUUCCCAACGUAUAGCUAACUUCCUUCUGCAAUACCGUAAUACAUCGCAUUCAACUACCCAUCAGUCUCCGGCCAAGCUGAUGUUCGGCAGAAAUCUGCGCACUAGGAUGGAUUUGCUCUUGCCAUACAAUCCAAGACCCCAACACCCGAUGCCCACUGUCUUCGAGCCAUCUCGCUCCUUCCAAGAAAAGCAAAUGGUAUGGUACAGAGAUUUUACCUCAUCAGCAAAUAAAUGGGCUAAAGGCCAAGUAAUCUCCAGACUCGGCGGCGCAAUGUAUAAGGUACAACCGGACUCUCAUCCAACCCAGACAGUACGACGUCAUAUAGAUCAAUUAACGCCUUGCACCACGAAUUUACAAGAGACCGGAAGGUCUGCCGAAGAUUCAUCCCCCAUUCAACGUCCCUCAGACAUUCCCAGUCAAAGAGAGGAAGAGAUGCGUUUGCAAGACUACCAGCUACCUAAAACACCACCUGGAUCCAUGUUCUCUACUGAGGUUACACAGAGAAACAGUCCGUCAACAGAACCACGUCUACCUAACCAUGAAGCAGACCCGCCAGAAAUGUUACGAAGAUCGGAAAGGACAACCAAGGGUGUACCACCUGAUAGACUCAGUCUAUAA